GUGCUAGGUACUAGUUUCUCUCCGAUUCUAUCUACUGCUAUUGCUGCAUUGCAACCGAACGUGCCAGCAAUGACAAUGAUGGGGUCCAGAUGUGCCAGGAAACCAGGGACUGGGAACCCUCAUGAAGGUUCCGGCCACGCUCAAAGAGGAAAAUGAGCGUCGGCCCUGCAAUCAAACGCAUUGGCCCAGAACAAUCAUUACGGUGACGAUCACCAAAGCACUUUUCAGGAACGAGCCAAUUCUUGUAUCAUGGACCAGGCUCGACGUCUCGGUUCGAGCACGCUAAUUAGGUCGACCCCAGGAAUUGCAGGGAAGUCUUCCCCUGGCCCACAUUUUCGCCUCGGCCGCAGUUCCCUCCCAUAUGUACAGCAGAGCCAAUCUCAGCCUCAAGCACUCGUUCAGAUCUCCAGCUUUGUUUAUAAUAACAUAUUAACUACUCUUAAUAUCUAUUCAACUACCGUCGUUAAUACUGUCAAGAUGAAGUUCUCCGCUGCCUUGUUCACUCUGUUGGCCACCAGUGUCAUGGCCAACCCCACCAAGGUUGCUCGCGAGCCUACCCUCGUCGAGCGUGACGCUGCUUCCAUCACGAGCGUCCUUUCCGACAUUAACACCCAAGUUCAGUCUCUUGACUCGGCCAUCAACUCUUACUCUGGAGGCGACCCCUCCAAAGUCGAGUCCGCCUCUUCCUCCUUGGUUUCGGAGAUUAACUCUGGUGUCUCUACUGUCAACGGAGGAUCUGAGCUCAGCGCCACCGAUGCUCUCACCAUCACUGGCCCCGUUCAGGACCUCACCAAGGAGGUGCAGACCACCAUUGAUGAUCUGAUUUCGAAGAAAUCCGACUUCGUGUCCGCUGGGGCUGGUGCCACUGUCUACGCUCAACUGCAGAAGCAGUACACUGCUUCCAAGAACCUGGCCGAUGCCAUCACCUCCAAGGUCCCGUCCUCUCUGUCUAGCAUCGCUAGCUCCUUGUCUUCCGGUAUCACCGACGCCAUUCAGAAGGGUGUCGAUGCCUACAAGGACGUGGCCACCUCGUCCGCCUCGUCUGCUAGCUCCACCUCCGAGGCCUCCAGUGCUACCUCCGCUGCCUCUGCUACCGAUGCCACUACUGCUGCCACCACUGCUGCCUCCACCACUGAGAGCGCUGCUGCUUCCACCAGCUCCAGCCCCGUCAUCCCUAGCUCUCCCUCCUCUGCUUCUGCCUCCUCCACUCCCAGCGGCUCUGCCUCUGCCUCCGCCUCUGCCUCUCCUUCCCUCUACACCGGUGCUGCCAGCGUGGAGCGCUUCAGCUACACUCUCGGUGGUGCUGCUGUUGCUGCUGCCAUUGCCAUCGCUGUCUAAGUGGGACACAACGAUGGACAGCGUGAGCCCUGCGACGAAUAACAAGGUGAAAUGGUCAAGGUCCACAACACUCCUCCCUUUACUGCUUCAAUAAAGGCAAUGGACUUGCCGAAUGUAUAUCUUACUACUGCCUCAUGAGGCUUAGAACCUGUAACAACUUCGAGGCUUGAAUAUUUCUGUUAUUUUGUUUCUUGUCAUCUGUUGUUAUAGCUAUAAUACAGUGGAUUCUGGCGACGCUUGUGUCUAAAAGCAGUAAUAUAAUUACAGAGUAG
Messenger RNA from Aspergillus eucalypticola CBS 122712, 1610 nucleotides. RefSeq names its product cell wall mannoprotein 1 family protein. The record is from RefSeq and is a predicted model, not a curated record. The transcript has 2 exons. The coding region runs from base 250 to 1338 and encodes 362 amino acids. Gene Ontology annotation, cellular component: extracellular region. Lineage: Eukaryota; Fungi; Ascomycota; Eurotiomycetes; Eurotiales; Aspergillaceae.